AGGCCCAAAAUUGAACCCAUUCUCCGUUCAUCGGAACCACACCGAUAUCCAAUGGGCCAAAUUUGAGAGCUUCUUCUCAACAAUGGCGGCGAUCGUGUCAUUUCCGUACUGGAAGAUGGACGGAUUUAGGGACAAAAGGCGGUUUCCAUUUUUCUCAAAAUUCAAGCUACUGACUGUGGUGUAAUCCUUCCCUGUUGAAGCUGAGGCGGAAGAAGGGAGCUUAGAGGAGCGUGGAGUGGCGGAAGAGAGCGAUGGGACGGGUUUUUGUUGUAGAAAGGGAAGGGAGGUCUUACAGAUGCAAAUACUGCAACACGCAGUUAGCUCUCUUCGACGACCUUGCAUCUCGGGCCUUUCAUUGCCGCCGUGGAAAAGCAUACCUUUUUAAUAACGCGAUAAACAUUUAUUUUGGAGCAUUGGAAGAGAGGAUGAUGCUCUCAGGAUUGCACACUGUAGCAGAUAUAUUUUGUUGCUCAUGUGGACAAAUUGUCGGGUGGAAAUACGAGGCAGCACAUGAGAAGAGCCAAAAGUACAAAGAGGGGAAGUAUGUUCUUGAAAGGGGGAGGAUAGUUGACGACAUUGAAUUCUCGACUGGCUUCUUUAUAGACUCCCGAUCUAGUGUCAGUGAUAGCGAAGAAAAUUAGAGCAAGAUUUUAUCAUGUAGUAUACAGUAAAUCAUAAUAAUUACCAAAUGAUGAUGUUUGUGUUUGCAUAUAAUCGAAUAAUGUGUGGACUAUUUAAAUGCAGAGUUAUCUAGGUAGGCAUGCCCAUUUUUCUUAAUUCUCCGACCUUUCUAGUUCACCACUCCAUUUUGUUCCUUAUUUUCAGAGCAACAAUUUCACUAACUUUCCGUUGCUGGAUGAUUCUCUCUUUCUAUCUCUUUUGACCCAUUUGACUCUGUAGUUGAGUGAUUGCCUCUAAGUCAUAUAAAGCUGCUGCAGGCUCCCAAACUAUGAUGUAAGUUUUUGGUCAUUGAUAUUAGUUGUUGAGACCUGAGCUUUCAGAAUGAUCAAUGAAUGUAUUUUUUCUUUUUUCUGCUAA
This is a messenger RNA of Cucumis sativus (cucumber), 1038 nucleotides long. Its product is annotated as protein yippee-like At5g53940. The transcript has 5 exons. Gene Ontology annotation, cellular component: ubiquitin ligase complex. The record is from RefSeq and is a predicted model, not a curated record. Bases 252 to 641 code for a protein of 129 amino acids. Lineage: Eukaryota; Viridiplantae; Streptophyta; Magnoliopsida; Cucurbitales; Cucurbitaceae.